This is a messenger RNA of Cataglyphis hispanica, 1241 nucleotides long. Its product is annotated as odorant receptor 83a-like. Gene Ontology annotation, biological process: sensory perception of smell; detection of chemical stimulus involved in sensory perception of smell. Gene Ontology annotation, molecular function: olfactory receptor activity; odorant binding. The transcript has 5 exons. Gene Ontology annotation, cellular component: plasma membrane. Bases 1 to 1221 code for a protein of 406 amino acids. The record is from RefSeq and is a predicted model, not a curated record. NCBI's taxonomy places the organism in Eukaryota, Metazoa, Arthropoda, Insecta, Hymenoptera, Formicidae.
AUGUUCGAACCCGCGAGUUUACACAAUUCUAACUAUGAGGAUGACAUAAGAUAUACCGUGCAAGUGCACAGGCUGAUCUUGGGAUUGAUCGGCAUGUGGCCGAUUUUUAAAAAAGUCCAACUUCGAAAGAGACUUUCGAAGGUAGUCCUCCGGACAGUGCGUUGCUUCCUGCUGUCCUUCAAUCUGAUACCAUGGGCGUUAUACAUGUUUCUGAUCUUGGAUACCUUCAAGAGCAGACUGAGAAUGAUCGGUGGGCUCUGUUUUUACAGUAUGGUACCCGCCAUGUAUUGCACGCUUAUGUUAUGGGAGAAUAAUAUCAGGGAAUGCAUGAAACACAUAGAGAAGGACUGGCAAAAUGUUCGAGACGCGAACGACCGUAGAAUUAUGCUGGAUCGGGCAAAAGCUGGGCGUUUCAUUCUGAUUUGCGCUACGAUAUUCCUGUUCACCAGCGGUUUUAGUUACCGUCUGAUACAGCCGAUAAUUCGCGGCAAGAUCGUUGUCAAUGAGAACAUCACUAUCAGACCGCUAGUGCAAAGCAAUUACUUUGUCUUCUUUGAUCCGCAGCGCAGUCCUGCUUACGAGAUCGUAUUUUCGAUGCAUUUAUUGACCGGUAUUGUCAUAUAUAUUACUAUGGCAAGUGUUUGUGGCGUUACCUCGUUGUUUACUAUGCACGCUUGCGGACAACUCGAAAUGCUGGCCGCUUGGCUGGAAGAUCUGUUAAACGAGGAUCAGUCGAAGAACAAUUAUGUCGUUGCUCAAAGAUUAGCAGCGAUUAUCAUGCAUCAUGUAAGGAUACGUAGAUUUUUACAUCGCAUACAAAAUCUCGUAGGAGAAAUGUGUUUUAUCGAGAUUGUUGGCAGCACUUUAAUAUUGUGUCUGCUAGGAUAUUAUGUGAUAACGGGAUGGGAACGGAACGAUGCUCUCUCCUCUCUAACAUAUGCCGUAAUGCUUACAUCUUUUACCUUUAAUAUUUUUAUAUUAUGUUACAUUGGAGAAAUUUUAAGUAGUCAGGGAAGUAAAGUAUACAUAACUUGCUGCACAAUCGAUUGGUAUUGGCUGCCUAGUAAACAAGCUCGUCAUCUUAUCCUAAUGAUUGCCAUGGCUAAUUAUUCUACGAAGCUCACGGCGGGUAAAGUGUUUGAUCUUUCAUUCAGCAGUUUUGGUGCCAUUGUUAGAACCGCGUUGGCGUAUUUAAAUUUGCUGCGGACAGUCACUGUAUAAUCGCGUAAUAUUAAGUAUAU